Messenger RNA from Kwoniella botswanensis, 2298 nucleotides. RefSeq lists its product as uncharacterized. Gene Ontology annotation, biological process: intra-Golgi vesicle-mediated transport; Golgi organization; protein transport. NCBI's taxonomy places the organism in Eukaryota, Fungi, Basidiomycota, Tremellomycetes, Tremellales, Cryptococcaceae. Bases 1 to 2298 code for a protein of 765 amino acids. The record is from RefSeq and is a predicted model, not a curated record. The transcript is spliced from 8 exons. Gene Ontology annotation, cellular component: membrane; COG complex.
AUGUCGAAUACAAAUGGUGACGUUCCUCGUGGAAUGUCAAUAUCCAUCUCGCCCACAACCAUCCAACCGUCAACCGUCUCAACUUCUCUACCUAUACCUAACUCCCACGCUCAGUCUCAACCAUCAUCCUCAAGGCGAGCUUCACAAUCCUCAUCUUCUUCCUCUUCGUCGACAGGACCAGAUCAUUCACUUGACCUCCCAUCACUCCAACCUCUCUCACACUCUCAUCCCCUCCUCUCAUCCGAGAACUUCAACGCCGACGAAUUCCUGUUAUCUAGACUACACAUUCCUCUCGAAGAACUUCGAGGUGAAUUAAGAAGCUAUUUGAAUGAGCUGAAGGAGGAACUGGUGAGGUUGAUCAAUGAAGAUUACGAGGAGUUCAUAUCGCUUGGAACGGGGUUGAGAGGGGAGGAAAGUAGGUUGAAAGGAUUGCAGGAGCCUAUGAAGGUUGUUAGAGGAGAAGUCGAGUCUGUAAGAGAUGUUUUGUAUGAGCACCAGCAGAAGGUGCAAACUAAAUUGGACGAACGUUCAGCUUUGAGAGAAGAGAAGGCCCUCCUCGACCUCUUGCAGCGGCUAUUCGAUACCCUCACCAGAGCAGAGACAUUGUUAGAUACCACGCCGGAUGAAGAGCAUGGUUCAGCCAAAAUGAUCACUAGAGUAGCAGGCGAAUACACCCAGGUGGUCUACCUGGUCAAUAAAGCUAGGAUGGAAGGAUGUGCUAUAGUGGAUAUCGUCGAGGAUCGUAUCCAAAUUAUCAAAUCUCGCCUAUCUAAAGAUCUGUCAACGUUACUCACCGCAGAACUGGCUGAGCCGAAUAUACCGAGGCUGAAACAGUGUUUGAAGACUUACGAAUUGAUAGAAGGAUGGGAAGAAGCUGAAGGAGUUGUGAGGAAAGCUAUACGGUCAUACUGUAGAUCUACGAUAACAUCAACAAGUCUAACAGUCCCGACCACACCCACGGCCCCUAAGACACCCCAUUCCUCAUCACUCAAUAAUGCAUUAGAGAAACCUCUCAGAUUGCCCGCAGAGGACCAAUCGCCUCUUGCUUCUCUAUAUAACAAGAUCUUAAGCCAGAUGGAGACUUAUUCCCCACUUUUACAGAUAUCAGAAGAUGUCUCUGAAAAAUUCGAUUUCUUUCCAAAGAUCAUCUGGCCAGAGUUUGCAGGAGCUCUGAUAGAUAAUUUGGGAAGUACGAUAUUUGCAGCUGGAAGACCUGAUGAGCUACAUAAGCAUUAUACGACAACACAUGAGUUUAUCGCCCUACUCGAAACACUCGCUCCGUCCACCCGAAAUGUCAUCUCCAUGCGAGCGUCCCCUGCAUACGAGGCAUUCGAAAGAAGAUGGCAAUUACCGGUAUACUUCCAAUUGAGAUGGAAAGAGAUUGUCGGGACUCUGGAAAGUGCUUUGGCAUCUACGAGCAACGAGAAAAGUGGAUCGGGUGAAUGGGCGUUACCCGCUUCUGCAAGUGUAUGGAGAGCAUUAGAGACCACUUGGAGUGAGGAUGUGUUCAUUGACGAGCUGGCACCGAGGUUUUGGAGGUUGAGUCUUCAAAUCAUAUCCCGGUAUGGUACAUACCUAAAAUACACGUUGAAUACCUUUACGAUCAAAGAGGAAGAUACGGCUCAGGAAGAUGCAGCGUUGAAAUUCACCGCUGCUGCUAUUGUCGAUCUGGACCGGAUCAAAGAGAAAGUUGCAGAGAUCGAGGUCAUCAAGUCUUUAGGCUUGCAAGAACACCUCACUAUACCUAUCACACCUUACUCCAACGUCCUUUUGCAAAUCCUUACUCGGAGAUGUAUAGAUCCCUUGAAACUCAUUAGAUCAAUCGCCUCUCAGUUCAGAUCAUCCACUAGCACCAGCAGUAGCACCUCUUCUUCCUCAUCGAACCAGGCAUCCUACUUCAUACCCAACGUUCUUAAACCCAUAUCAAACUUAUACAAUCUACAACCACAGCUGAAAGAUACAUAUGGGAAAGAAUGGUCUGUUCAGAUAUCAGAUUCGGUCUUACAGAAUUACUCUUCGAUAUUAAGUUCGGUCAGGAAGACUGAAGAUCUAUUGAGGAAACAUCGUAAAUCCAAGAAAACUGGUUUAUCAUCUUUCUUCUCUUCGGCUUCUUCUACUACCACGGCGGCUGACCCCGAAGGAGGGAAAGAAGAGAAGGAAGAAGAAAGAUUUAGAUCACAGAUGUUGAUUGAUAUCAACACGUUAAGGGAUGAUGCCAAGAGAUUGUGUGGGAUUGAUAUUCAGGAAUUGAGCAGCUGGAAAGAAUUGGUGGAUGUCAUUAACAAACCGUCCGAGUAA